Dermacentor silvarum is the source of this 2706-nucleotide messenger RNA. Its product is annotated as D-beta-hydroxybutyrate dehydrogenase, mitochondrial. The transcript has 6 exons. Gene Ontology annotation, molecular function: oxidoreductase activity. The record is from RefSeq and is a predicted model, not a curated record. Bases 310 to 1482 code for a protein of 390 amino acids. NCBI's taxonomy places the organism in Eukaryota, Metazoa, Arthropoda, Arachnida, Ixodida, Ixodidae.
GUAUCCUCAAGGGGGCGACGACUGCGACGAUGACGCCGCCGCUGCCGUGGUACAUACAGCGCAGCCGCUGGAGCGGCAAGGAGGAGCCGGCCGGCCGGCCGGCGAGAAGACGACAGCCCUGACCUCGAAGUGGCUGAGGAAACAGGGUUGCUCCGUUGCGCCACAUUGCCGCCCGCCGCAGCCUGCUCCUGCUGCACUAUACUCACACGGAUACGCUGUAUACCGAGCCGUGCUCCCGCGUUGCAGCCAAGAGUCGUGCAGCUCCUCCCAUGCGGCGGUGCCGCCGGGGACGCCGAAUCUGCUGCGCCCAUGUUCGCUUCCCUGUCCACGGACAGAUUCAUCGGCGGCCUGCUGCAGGUCCGUCGUGACGCCGCCGUGCACCUGUUCGCGGCUGCCUGCCUGGUGGCGCUGUGGCGAUGGCUUCCCGGGGCCCACGAACACGGCUGGUCGUACGCGCUGUGGUGGCUGGGCGCCCUCCUGACGCUGCUGGCGCUCACGCUGCUCCUCGGCUGGGCGCUCACCACCCUCCUGCUGCCCAACGCCAAGCUCAGCCCUAGGGGCAAGGCCGUGCUAGUCACAGGCUGUGACCGCGGCUUCGGCCAGCUGCUCGCGAAACGGUUGGACAGCGAAGGCUACAAGGUGUUCGCCGGCUGCCUCUUCCCGGAGCAGAGCCGCUCGGAACUGGAAGAAGCCAGCAGGUCCGGCCUGCGGGUGGUACCGCUGGACGUCACCGACGACAAGCAGGUUGCCGAAGCAGUGAUCCUAGUCGAGCGGGAACUGGCGGGACAGCACCAACUGUGGGGCGUGGUGUGCAACGCCGGCGUGAACAUCUUCACCGAGUUCGAGUGGACGACCCAGAGGGAGGUCAGCUGGAUGUUCGACGUCAACGUGCACGGCACGGUGCGAGUCACGCGGGCCUUCCUGCCUCUGCUGCGCCGCUCCAGAGGCAGGCUCGUUUUCGUCGCCAGCUACGCAGGUCGCGUGGCUCCCGUGUGGAUCGUGCCGUACGCCAUGACCAAAGCCGCAGUGAUCGCACUCGCCGACGGCCUCAGGCGGGAGCUUGCCCAGUGGGGCGUCGGCGUGUCCACUAUCGAGCCCACCUACUACGUGACCGAAAUCAACCCGCGCGUGGAACAGGACCUGCUGAAGCGGUUCGCCGCCGUCCCGGACCACGUGCGCACCGCGUACGGCGAAGACUACGCUCGUGACCGCUGUCGGGCCAUGGUUCGCUUCCUGUCCAGGGUCUCUCGCUGCGAGCUGUCCGAGGUGGUGGACGCCAUGGCGCACGCGCUCACCAGGGCGCGGCCGCGGCGCUACUAUCGCUGCGACGGCACCGCCGGCUGGCUACUGGCGCUGUUGCUCUUCAACCUUCCGAGCAUGUUCUCCGACGCCGCGGUCGCCAUGACCUGGAAAUCGCGCUACGCGCCCGAUGCCCGAGGCGUGCUACAGAGGGUCCGCAGGCAGGAAGACAAGGUCGCCUAGGCCUCCUCCGGUGUAUAUACGCUCUCGCUAGCACGAUAUCCCACCCCUUUCCUCCACCAUCCAUCCUAUAGAUAAUUUUGUUUCGCGGCUCAUAGUAUACAUUCCGUAGUUGCUGAUCUCCGCCGCUAGGCGUCUCGUCAUAAACGGGACGGAUAAGUCGACCCGCUACGUCGUGAGAUUGAGGUCUCAGAUAAAUAACAGCGCGUACCGCGCUUCGCAUGUGACACCGUUGUGUGCGUGAUUUUUCACCGUGACGUUGUCAGGCGGCGGUACAUUCGGACGCUUCACGCCGCUUGAAAAUCGCGCUCUUAUCACGGAGAAAUUGCGUCAUGGCGUCCCGAAAAGAAAGAAAUCGGUCGAGGUUACACUCAUAUUAAAGGAGGGUUAGCUAAGAAAGGGCUUCAUAAUUAAUACGUAAAUGUGACCUAGAUUUCUUUGUGGCACAAUUCUGAGUGAGUGUCAAUAAUAGAUCAGAAGCACCCCUAUUACAUGUAUGGUUUUUCGUCGUGGUCGUGCGCGGCACUGAAGCCACCGGCAAAGCGUCCUGAAAUUCUUAGAUACCCUACCACAGAGAAAUGAUUUCCCGCCGUAAAAUAUACGAGUCGAAGAAAAAUAUGGAUCACGGCCUUAUUGUAUACUAAUUGGUUAUUUGCGUUUUCUUGAAUCGAAAUGCACCCCACUUGUUGCCUCUACGUUUCACAAUGAAAGGUUCACAUCAAUCAGGCUCGUGAUAACGCGGAAGAUUAUCUACGAAAAACGGUUUACGCGCUUAACAUAACCCGGUAUUGCUAGCGUGCCAUGAUCUCAGAUUGGCAUACGAACACAUAUUCGAGUGUCACAGUAUAUUGAAGUAAUAUUGCUCGACAAAACUCAGCGUACAGCGAACAUCCGCCGAACUGCCCUAUCAACUUAACAUUCAUUAGCCUGUUCAAUGCCAAAGAAAGGAAACCUAAUUCAUGUGCAUCGUAAACGGUGUGCACUGUUGAUGCGGGCGCUUAGGUGCUUUGAUUAGAGCUGGUUCCAGCUUUACGAAGCGAAUCAGACAAGAAAUCCGUACUGAACAGUGAAUCAUUAGAUGUGGUUUCUUCUAUUUAAAAACGCUUGAAGCACUGGGAUACGAAAGCAAAUCUGACCUUGGUAAAUUUUUGCUAAGUACACGCUUGUUUGUUGUGUAAAACGCGUUUCUUUAUAUGUGCUCUGUAUUUAUCGAGUGAACAAGAAAAA